AUGAUUCAUCCAUGCCUUAGUUCUGAUGCCUUGAACGACCUCAAGAACAAAAUGCCCAUAUCAAGUUCGGUUAUCAAUUACUUUUGCUCUAAACUACGUAACAAGUUCAAAGAUCAUCCAAAGUCUUUUUACUUCAUGGAACCAAACAUUUCAUCCUUUAUUUUUGAUAAAUCAGUUGAAUUCUCAAGAGAUUUUAUGAAAACCAGGGAUGUAAAGUCAAACGAUAUUGUUUUUAUCUUCUUAUAUAACAAUGCCCACUUUUCAUUGCUUUGCUACAUGCCAAAAAUGAAGAAGCAAUGCUUCAUACAUCUGGAUUCACUCAAAAACGCUCAUCAUCAGUACGCUCUUGAAUUCACCAAUAAAUUCAUAAAUAUCUUUGAAGCCAAGUGCAAUCCUAAAACCGCUUUUGCAGAGCUCGGAUGCCCACAGCAAAACAAUGAUUAUGACUGCGGUAUUUACUCUUGUGCAUUUGUUGACUUAAUUGCUUCAAAUUUCACCUUUAAUAAGAAGAUCUUUGAAACAAUUACACCAACAUACAUUUCAAAACUUAGAGGAGAGCUCUUCAGUACAAUUACUAGUGAGCAGACCCAAACUAAUAUCGAAAUACCAUGCUCUCAGCCAAAUCCUCAGGUAGACCAAUCAUAG
This is a messenger RNA of Trichomonas vaginalis G3, 645 nucleotides long. RefSeq names its product Clan CE, family C48, Ulp1-like cysteine peptidase. The record is from RefSeq and is a predicted model, not a curated record. Gene Ontology annotation, biological process: proteolysis. The transcript has a single exon. Lineage: Eukaryota; Parabasalia; Trichomonadida; Trichomonadidae. The coding region runs from base 1 to 645 and encodes 214 amino acids. Gene Ontology annotation, molecular function: cysteine-type peptidase activity; deNEDDylase activity.